UACACACAUGGUACACAUUAGAACGCACUCAGCCCACAGUAGCAAGAGUGUGAGGCUUUUUGCUCUGUGGAACGUUGUGACGGCAAGAACUUCAAAUGACUUCCACGGACUUUUACCUGCGUUAUUACGUCGGUCACAAGGGCAAAUUCGGCCACGAGUUCCUUGAGUUCGAGUUUCGGCCAGAUGGCAAAUUGCGGUACGCAAACAACUCCAACUACAAGAACGACACCAUGAUCCGGAAAGAGGCCUACGUUCACAAGUGUGUCAUGGAAGAGCUGAAACGCAUCAUUGACGACUCUGAAAUCAUGCGUGAAGAUGAUGGGCUCUGGCCUCACCCUGAUCGUAUUGGACGGCAGGAGCUGGAGAUUGUGAUGGGCGAUGAGCACGUGUCCUUCACGACGUCCAAGAUCGGCUCGCUGGUGGAUGUCAACCAGAGCAAGGACCCCGAGGGCCUGCGCUGCUUCUACUACCUGGUGCAGGACCUCAAAUGCCUCGUCUUCUCCCUCAUUGGCCUGCACUUCAAGAUCAAGCCAAUCUAAAUGGGGCUCUUUACAACAAUAAACGCGUGCUUACUCUGCCAACUGGCAA
Dermacentor andersoni is the source of this 588-nucleotide messenger RNA. It is a transcript of the gene mago, whose product is annotated as mago, exon junction complex subunit. Gene Ontology annotation, cellular component: catalytic step 2 spliceosome; nucleus; exon-exon junction complex. Lineage: Eukaryota; Metazoa; Arthropoda; Arachnida; Ixodida; Ixodidae. The record is from RefSeq and is a predicted model, not a curated record. Gene Ontology annotation, biological process: RNA splicing.